This is a messenger RNA of Triplophysa dalaica, 1395 nucleotides long. RefSeq names its product zinc finger BED domain-containing protein 5-like. The coding region runs from base 1 to 1395 and encodes 464 amino acids. The record is from RefSeq and is a predicted model, not a curated record. The transcript has a single exon. NCBI's taxonomy places the organism in Eukaryota, Metazoa, Chordata, Actinopteri, Cypriniformes, Nemacheilidae. Gene Ontology annotation, molecular function: protein dimerization activity.
AUGAUAGGCGAUAGUGCAGCAGCCAAACUCGGUGCAGUACCACUGUCCAAUGACACAGUCGCUAGGAGAAUUGUAGACAUGUCCAAUGAUAUCAGAGAGCAACUGAUCGAGUUUGUAAAAAAGAGUCCUUACUACGCGCUGCAGCUGGACGAAUCCACUGAUAUUGCUGGGCAGGCACAGCUCCUCACCUAUGUCAGGUAUCUACGGGACAAAGCGAUUGAGGAGGAUGUACUGUUUUGCCGGCCUCUUCAGUUGCACACUACAGGAGAAGCCAUUUUCAAUGUCCUUAAUAUUUUUAUCCUUGAAAAUGGUUUGGCUUGGGACCGAUGCAUUGGCCUAUGCACGGAUGGUGCGCAAGCAAUGACGGGGCGUGAGCGUGGCCUAGCUGCUCGAGUUCAGCAAGUAGCUCCACUUGUGAAAUGGACACAUUGCAUGGUCCAUCGCGAAGCACUAGCUGCUAAAAAAAUGCCGGUUCUUUUUGACUCCGUGCUGAACCAAUCCGUGAAAAUGAUAAAUCUUAUCAAAUCACGGCCGUUAAACUCUCGCUUGUUUGGGGUCCUCUGCCAGGAGAUGGGGUCAGGGCACGAACAGCUGCUUCUGCACACUGAAGUUCGCUGGCUCUCCAGGGGGCGGGUGCUACAGCGGUUGUAUGAGCUUCGAGAGGAGGUGAAGUGGUUUUUGACAGAAAUCAAAUCAGAUCUGGCGAAGCAUCUGGAUGACACUAUGUGGCUUGCGUCUCUGUCCUAUUUGGUCGAUAUAUUUGACCGCUUGAAUGGCCUCAACCUGUCUUUGCAAGGCCGCGGAACUCAUAUUUUGAUCCUUGCAGACAAAGUGCACGCCUUCACACAAAAACUAGACCUCUGGCAUGGCCGCAUCAGUCAAGGGAACUGCGACAUGUUUCCCAGCCUUGCAGACUUUAUCACUGAUGCAGGCACGUCACACGAUUUCUCAUCCCUAUUUCAAUCAGCGUCUGAGCACCUGUCAGCAAUGAGAAAACAAUUUGCGACGUACUUUAAAGAGGAUUAUCGCUCUUUUGCGUGGGUUCGAGAUCCGUUUGUGUGCACAGCAAACGAGCUAUCAAUUGAUAUGCAGGAACAGCUUAUUGAGCUGAAGAGUGACAGUAGACUGAAGGAACUCUUUAACUCCUGCCCUCUUUCGUCAUUCUGGGCAGCAUUGAUGCAGGAAUAUCCUGAACUCUGUGACGUCGCCAUGAAGAUUCUCCUUCCUUUCGCGUCGACAUAUCUGUGUGAGGCAGGAUUCUCAAAAAUGACUGCACUCAAAACGAAAUACCGCAAUCGUGCACAAAUCGAGGAUGAUCUGAGACUAUGUUUAUCAAACAUUGAGCCAAGAAUUGGGGAUCUUUGCAAGGCAAAGCAGGCUCAGGUCUCGCAUUAA